AAAGCUUUUAAAGCAAAAAUAAUAUCGGAACCGCAUAAAAGGAUACCAGGGAAUACCAGUGCUUUAACCGUUAAAAAGCCGGUUAUUUACUUUAAAUGCGGGCAAUUAAACCAUAUCGCUAUAGCAUGCAAAAUACGGACGGAUAACCCGAAAACCCCGUUGGCUCCAGCAACCAUACAAAAAGCGAAAAGGAAAAAGCUUAAAGUACGGUAUUACGGGUAUAAGGAAUUAAGCUAUAUCCGGCUAGCGUAUUUUAAAAAAAGCAAAAUAUCGUUACCUAAUUUAACACCGCUAUUUGGCCGUUUAAGCACCGGGGCUUAA
This is a messenger RNA of Gaeumannomyces tritici R3-111a-1, 321 nucleotides long. RefSeq lists its product as hypothetical. NCBI's taxonomy places the organism in Eukaryota, Fungi, Ascomycota, Sordariomycetes, Magnaporthales, Magnaporthaceae. The annotation marks the transcript as partial. The transcript has a single exon. The record is from RefSeq and is a predicted model, not a curated record.